This is a messenger RNA of Prorocentrum cordatum, 1963 nucleotides long. NCBI's taxonomy places the organism in Eukaryota, Dinophyceae, Prorocentrales, Prorocentraceae. The record is from the annotation of a GenBank genome assembly.
UGUAGCCAUGGUGCUUCAAGACGUUCGGCAUCCAGGAGGUGCCUCUGGGUCCACACCAUGUCUUGGUCCUCUUUCGAUCUUCCUGCGAAUGAGUUCGCCGGGUUCCGCAAGCCGAAAGCCGAUGGCGGAGCCCCUGCGGGACCGAGGAAGGUCGCUGGGCGCCUCGCCGUGCCGCCCGCGGAGGGCGAGCACGCGUUCCCGCCGCAACCGCCCGUGGAGGUAGCGACGCCCGCACCCGUGAGCCGCCUCGGUGCGCCCUCCGCCGCGGACAAGGUCCGCGCGCGGCUGGCGGCGCUGAAGGGGGGCGGUGGGGCCACCACGGGAACCAGCUCGCGCGCGCCGGGCAUCGCAGUGCCCGUGGCCCCGAAGGGACCCAUCGGCCCAGAGAGGCCGAAGGCCGCGACGGGCGGCUCGGACGCUGCCGCCCCGGCAGCCUCCGUGUCCGGCCCCGAGGUCCUCGUCUUCCGCUGCACCGGGUGUCGCCACACCUGGGUGUCGGGGCGGGGCUCCACCAGUCUCGAGCAAAUCUGCAAGUCCUGCGGCGCCUCGGUCGUCGGCGUGCUCUCGGAGGGCGCUGUGAUGUGCGAGCUCGUGAAGGCCUCCCAUUCGGGCGCCGGCGAGGUGAUCAAGAUACGCUUUGACCGCCCGAUCGGCGCGGGCUUCCCCGCCCAUGAGCUGGAGGCGAAGCUGGGGGCCUUCGUGGAGUCCGAGCUGCGCUUCGCCGCCCGUUUCUUCGAGGAGGACGGCGUCAUGGACUACGUCGCGUACCGUCGCGGCGCGGGGGGCGACGGGCGCGGGGAGGGCCGUGAUGCGAAGCAGGAUGUUCUUAUGGUGGAUCGUAUGGCCUCCACGUUCGAGGCGCUCUGCAAGGCCGAGUUCGCGGGGACCAUGCGCGGAGGCGAGGCCGACGCGAAGCUGCAGGGGCUGCUUGGGGGCCUAGUGGAGUUCAGGUUCGUCUCCGCGCCCGAGCGGAUCGGUGGGGGCAGCAUCGGCUCCGCGAUCACCGCGGCGGUGGACUUCCGCCCCUCGCUGGACGUGGACGAGAGGGUGGCCGACAAGGUGGACGAGAGAGUGCAGAAGCUGCGGGGAGUCAUGCGGGAGAUGGACAAGAAGGUCCUGGAGAGCCACCGGGGCUCCAGGGGCCCGGAGCCGCAGCACCCCGCGCAGUGGCUGGCCCGGGUCAUCUCCGGCCUCGACUUCCACCGCGGCAUCGCCAACAUCUCGGGGCGGGAGGGCCACGACCGGGUCCGCUGCAUGACCUGCCGCUUCCUGGGCGAGGACUGCAGCUCCGACGUGGCCCGGUCGCAGGAGGUCCGAGGCGCCCUCCGCAGGCUGCCCAGCUUCGUCUUCCAGACCGGGCUGCUGCUCGGGCGGGAGGAGUCGGGGUCCAGGGGCUGGAGGGAAAGGGUGGGCCCCUUCCUGGAGGGCGUCGCGGGCACGCGCGGCGGCGAGUGCUUCAUCCUGGCGGCCGUGGACUCGCGCGACCGGCUGCGGCUCACGCUCUUCUCCCACCCCGAGUGGCUGGCGGGCGCCCGCGACCGCAUCGUGGCCUACGCGCAGGGCGGCCAAGGCGCGCCGCUGCUGUCGAGCCUCGUGGGCCUCGGGCGCGCGGCGAAGGGGCUGCACAUCGUGGACGAGAAGCCGGGCGCGCCGCCGCAGUUCGAGGCGGUGAGCGCCGUGGAGCCGCUGCUGCGGCUCUUUGGGCCUGGCGGCGCCGCGGCCCGGGGCCCCGCCCUCCAGGGCACGGGCGAGGCGGCGGACGCCUCCCUGCCGUCGCGGAUCUGCUGGGCCGGCGACGUGCCGAGGUGCAGCCCGGUGGACCGGAGGCUCUUCGAGGAGGCCCGCGGCGUGUUCCGCGCGGACUGCGGCUUCGAGUGCCUGGACGACCUGGUGGACUUCCUGCGGGACUUCCGGCACGGACGCGCGGAGGCGCAGGCCAAGCCGCAGCCGCGGCCCCCCCGGG